Menidia menidia (Atlantic silverside) is the source of this 333-nucleotide messenger RNA. NCBI's taxonomy places the organism in Eukaryota, Metazoa, Chordata, Actinopteri, Atheriniformes, Atherinopsidae. The record is from the annotation of a GenBank genome assembly.
CUGUUUGCGGAGAUCUUCAAAUCUCCGCAAAAAGCCUCUCGGGAAACUUGUGCGAACAGACACUCAGCAGAAAUGAACUCCAGCCCACCUGCAGGAAGCGCCCUGGCCCCCGGCGGAGCCACCGGCCCAACAACACCCAAGAAGGGACCACCCAAGUUCAAGCAGAGGCAGACUCGUACAUUCAAGAGCAAAGCCCCCAAGCCAGGCCAGAAGGGAUUCGGUGACGACAUCCCCGGCAUGGAGGGUCUCGGCACAGACAUCACAGUGGUGUGCCCAUGGGAAGCCUUUGGCGACAUGGAGCUCAGCGACCUGGCCAAAUACGGCAUCAUCUAA